CGCUGAGUAGAGGAAGGGGGAGGGUGCUGCUGUCGCUGCGGCCGCUUGUUUGUUGAUUACAAUUAUAAUGAUACUGUGAUGGGUUGGACCUUCCUGUCCCUUUCAAUGCGCUACCUGAUGUAUUGGGGUUUCACUGAGCCAGCCUGCUCCACUAGCCUGGGCUCCCUCUCCAUGUUUUUCUAAAUCAGGCUCUUCGGCCUCUGGUAGCACACAGACACAGGCUGCCAAUACCAUCACUUCAUCAAGAUGAGUAAUAGUCACCCACUCCGUCCUUACACAGCUGUGGGGGAAAUUGACCAUGUUCACAUUUUGUCAGAGAAUGUUGGCGCUCUGAUGAAUGGGGAGGAGUAUAGUGAUGUUACCUUUAUUGUAGAAAAGAAACGUUUUCCUGCACAUAGAGUGAUUCUGGCUGCUAGAUGCCAUUAUUUCAGAGCAUUAUUAUAUGGUGGAAUGAGAGAAUCUCAGCCUGAAGCAGAAAUCCCUCUUCAGGAUACCACUGCAGAAGCAUUUACAAUGCUGCUGAAAUAUAUCUACACAGGCCGUGCUACAUUAAGAGAUGAGAAGGAAGAGGUCCUCCUGGAUUUCCUGAGCCUGGCUCACAAAUAUGGAUUCCCAGAACUGGAGGAUUCCACCUCUGAGUAUCUUUGCACCAUACUUAAUAUUCAGAAUGUUUGUAUGACGUUCGAUGUUGCCAGUCUCUACUCACUCCCUAAAUUGACUUGUAUGUGCUGUAUGUUUAUGGAUAGAAAUGCUCAAGAGGUGCUCUCCAGUGAAGGCUUUCUGUCACUUUCUAAGGCUGCUCUUCUAAAUGUUGUGCUGAGGGAUUCAUUUGCAGCACCUGAAAAGGAUAUUUUCCAGGCGUUGAUGAACUGGUGUAAACAUAACCCCAAGGAGAAUCAUGCUGAAAUCAUGCAGGCAGUACGCUUACCCCUGAUGAGUCUGACAGAACUACUAAAUGUUGUAAGACCUUCUGGAUUGCUGUCGCCUGAUGCCAUUUUGGAUGCCAUUAAAGUUCGUUCUGAAAGUCGGGACAUGGACCUCAACUACCGGGGCAUGCUAAUACCAGGUGAGAACGUUGCAACUAUGAAAUAUGGAGCCCAGGUUGUAAAAGGGGAGCUGAAGUCUGCUUUGCUAGAUGGGGACACACAGAAUUACGACUUGGAUCAUGGUUUUUCCCGACACCCGAUUGAUGAUGACUGCCGUUCUGGCAUUGAAAUUAAACUAGGUCAGCCAUCUAUAAUCAACCACAUACGAAUACUACUCUGGGACAGAGAUAGCCGGUCUUAUUCCUACUACAUUGAGGUGUCCAUGGACGAGCUAGACUGGAUCCGCGUGAUCGAUCACUCUAAAUAUCUUUGUCGGUCCUGGCAGAAGCUGUAUUUUCCUGCCCGUGUUUGCAGGUACAUCCGAAUAGUUGGCACCCACAACACGGUGAACAAAGUUUUCCAUAUUGUGGCAUUUGAAUGCAUGUUUACCAACAAAACCUUCACUCUUGAGAAAGGUCUUAUAGUUCCCACUGAAAAUGUUGCAACAAUUGCAGACUGUGCCAGUGUGAUUGAGGGUGUAAGUCGAAGUCGCAAUGCCUUAUUGAAUGGAGAUACAAAGAAUUAUGACUGGGAUUCCGGGUACACGUGUCAUCAGCUUGGCAGUGGUGCUAUUGUGGUACAGCUGGCACAGCCAUUCAUGAUUGGAUCAAUACGAUUACUUCUCUGGGACUGUGAUGAUCGGAGCUAUAGUUACUACAUUGAGGUUUCCACUAAUCAGCAGCAAUGGACCAUGGUGGCUGAUCGAACAAAAGUUUCCUGCAAAUCUUGGCAAGCAAUAACUUUUGACAGACAACCUGCAUCCUUCAUCAGAAUAGUUGGAACUCACAACACAGCUAAUGAGGUGUUUCACUGUGUGCAUUUUGAGUGUCCAGCACAAAACAAUGCCCACAAGGAAGAGGGUAAUGAGGAAGUGGUGACAACAGAACUGGGCCCUGGCACGCAACAGAUUGUUUCUCGCCCAGUUCAAGCCUCAAGCACCAGUCCUCUGCACUCCCUCACUGGAUCCACCUCACGUACACAUGCUCACCAACCAUAAAGGAGAGUGGAACGGAGCUUUUGCAGUCUCCAUGAUGCUAUAUGAAAUUAUUUACCACCUUCUUGUACAGGCACCUUUUUUCUUGUUCUCUCAGUGAACAAAGUGGACCAUGCCUGGCAGCUGGAAAUGCUUAAAUGGAAAAGGCUUUCCAAGGACACAAAGGGACUGCUUCACUCUCUUCAAUUUGUUCAAAUCAGGCUGGUCUCCAGGGGGAUAAAAUAGGUCUUCAAUCUAUAUCAAGUCCCUCAUUAACACCCUACCUCUCUAAUCUAACCAAGGAAAGGAGAAUGGAAGGAAAUAAAAGGCAGAGUCACAUUGGAAUAAAAAAAUGGCAUAUGAACAGUAGACUGGAAGGAAUAUAAAUUAAUUAUUUGUUACCUGAAGGCACCUAUUAGGAAAUAGAAUGUUUAUCUUUAUGGCAUCACUAUGGAAAAUAGAUUGUUUUUAUUUUUUUAAAUUAUUCUUAAUCGAUAUUCCUUUGUAAAUUAUAAGCUGUUUUCUGAAUCAUUUUGACUGGGUGUCCGACUUUUCCCUUAUUUUCAGCUGUAGUACAUACAGUACAAUAGAUUAAGGAAGUAACAGGCAUGUAUAUCACCUAGUAAGACAAGGAAAAAACCCUCCUGAUAAAAACAAAUCAAUUUAUGGAUGCUGUAUUUAAUUCUGACAUUACUUGAAUUGUUGAGUUACAAAAUUGUCAUUUUUUAUCUAUGUUCCAAGUGGGAAAUUCGUAGUCAAGAUUCCAAUUUGACAAGCAGAUAACUAUCUGCUUAAUUGAAAGAUGAUUCUUCAAGUUUUACUUAAAUUUCUACAAAAAAAUUAUAAUUUGUCAAAAUUGUUGUUUGUGUUUAGAAAAGCAGAAUUACAGCUGACCACUGACAUGCUGCUGAUCAGACUAAGCAAUACAAAAAUGAGAAUUUGCAAUCAAAGAAUUUUUAAAGAAAAUAAUAGACUACAGUGUUCAACUAGGGAUUUAAAAGCCACUGAUAAGCUGUUCUCAUAAUCUUCAUGGAAAAAAAUUAAUUUAACUAUUGUGGUUUGAGCUGACUCUUCAUUGGUUCUUGCUUUAGUAACUUACAUCUCAGUGUUAACUCUCCUUUGUAACUUGAUCAGAUUAUCUGCUUUUUUCCUUAUUUUGAGCAUUUUUACAUUGUGAUCAUCCGGAUUCUCUAAUCUCCAGUCCACGUGACUUAGCAAAAGCUCCACAUCUCACUGAGCUUGCCAGUGUGGGAAGAAGAGGUUCUGUUUUUAUACACAUUAUUGAUGUCAUUUGGCAAAAAUAAUUAGGAAAGAUUGAUAUUUCUUCUGAAGUACCUGACCUUUGGAGCAUCUACUGUCCAAGUUUAUUGACCUGGAAUUUUUUUUUCUGUUGGUCUAACAUACCUUUGUCAGAGCAAAACAAGAUGACAAGUCAGAGUUAGUCAAGUCAAAUAUGAUUUUCCUCUGUUUGAACAUAAUGAUAUAAUGAGUUAUAUAUCAAUCUAUCACACUGCUUAACCUGAAAGACUUUCUUUCUGAAUACCAGUUGGGCUAAAAGCAUGAAGGAACAGAUAGCAUGAUGGCUAUAAAACAGCAGAGACUUGACAGAGAAGAAAAGAAACGCUUCCUCUUUCUGAUAUAUUUCCUGUAAAAUUGAAUAACUUUGGCAAUUUUAUCUUUUUUUCCUUAUCACCAGACCCAUCUUCAGUUUUUCUCAUGUUAGCCCUUGUAUUCCCUCCCCAAACCCUUUGCCUCCAUUGCCUGAAUCAAGAUGGUUGUCAUUGGAGAUGCAUGGACUUUACAUGAUGCAUUUGAUGAGGUGUCAUGGCUACCCCUCACAGUGCUUAGUAGAGGUUCUCUGCCUACAGAAUGUUGCUCAUGAACCAUCAGCUAGCACUGGCUGCUGAUUACCACGUUUGUUUAGCAACUCUUAGCAUAGUGGAAGUCAGACUAAGUAUUGGGUACAGAGCCCUUUGAUUAACUUCAAGUACACAGGUAGAAAAUUUUAGGCUAAACUUUUCUUUAAAAAGAAACAAACAAAAACCCCAUGACAAUUGUAAUCUUUGCUGGACCUUUUGUUUUGAGUUGCAUGGAGCCUGCCUUGUGUUUCUUGGGUUGAUCCUUCAGUGUCAGAGUUGGUGACAUUGGCAAGAGACUACAAAUAAAUUUACAACUAAUUUCACCAUUCUCAGACUGCAAAUAAACAAAUUACAUCAUUCUCCAGUUUUGUUAGCUCUAAUUGCCACCAUUGUAGGGAGUGUUGUAAGAUAAGAAUGAAAUAGAUCUGCCUCAACUGUCCCUGGGUUUAGACUCUGUCAGGCAAAAUGCAGGAUUUUGAAUGUAUACUUCCCAGACAUGGACAAUUAUUUUGUAGACUACAGCUGAGCCAAAAAAAAGACUCUUUAGAAGCCAUCAGUCUACACCUCUCCUGCCAUUCUCUUUGAUCUUGCCCUCUGAGACUUCAUAGAUCAAAGAUAUCUAUAUAGUCUAGAUUUCUUAUUACAUCUACUAGCCAUCCAGGCCUCUAUUCACCCCUGUUCUGGGACAUGAAGAAUUUGAAAGAUUAACUUAUAGCAGAGUACAUGUGAGAGAUUCUCAAAGCACAGAGCAACAGGACCUGUAGAACUUCAAAUAUCCAAGAAAAGUAUAUGUCAGCCACAGCUGAGGUAAAUUACCUUAUCCUUCCUCACAAACAAAUAGGAUUUUUUUAACAUUAUGAUUCCCAGUCACAUCAUGCCUCUUUCACACACCUGUUAGUUCCUUGUCUGACAAUUAUUUGUGCUUUGAACCUGUUUCUGAAGUAAGUCAUUGUGUCUGUGUUGGCACUGAAUUUUCAAACCUUGAUAAGCCAAAAUAGCCCCACUUUGCAUUUUGUGGUUUGACUCUUUUAGUCUUGUAUAACAAGAAUGUUAAUGCAUUGGGAGUUGUAUGUUAUUGACCAUCUUAUUUUUGUUCAGUCUUUAAAGACACAUAAAAUCUACUUAUUGCCCGGUAUGCUCUUCUACCAUAAACAUUUUCUUUCAAUAUAACGUGCCAGUGGUGAGGCAGGAGGAGAGCAUCACACAGAAUUAAUUUAUGUUUUGGUAUAAAUGUCCUCGGCUUUUUCCAGUUUUUUUUAUAUUUAGUUUUUAUAUAUAGUUUAGUUUUUCUUCAUUAUGAGAUUGCUGCUUAAUUGAAUUCUGGUUAUUCAUAUAUGAUUUUUGUCAACCCUGCUUUGAGUUUUUAGCUUGUUUCCUGAUGGAAAUAACUAAAAGCAUAGUUGAGCUGCUAAGAUGUACCAUUAAAAAGUGUGUCCCUUCAGGAUGAUGGGAUAUAUACAGUUACUCUGAACUAUACAGCAUACAUGUAUGUUUUAUCUGUGACUAAGAUAAAACAGGACUGACCAGAUUUUCUCUUGUCUCCUGUCAGACUAUAAGAGUUUUGUUAUUAUAUCUCUAUGCUAAUAGCAUUUGUUUAUAUUCUCAUUAUAGAGACAUUGUUUCUAUUUAGCACUUAAAUGGACUUUGACAUUAAAAAUGAUAAACUUCACCCUCAGAUUUUUCCUAUUCUUUUUCAUUUCCUCUGUUUUCUCCCAAUGCUAGCUUCGGUUUAGACUAGCGUCAAGCUCACGUCGUGCUCAGCAGAGUUACCUUUAAAGUUUUUCCUUUUUUAAUUAAGUGUCUCUUUCUUCCAAAUAUAUUAAAAACACUUUUAUUCCUGGAAACGUCUGGCAUCAAACCAAACCAUAUUUUCAGCAAGAGUAGGUUGUAUUUGUAAAACUGAUUUCUCAAGGAAAAUGAGUUUUUGAAUUGAGCAAAAAUUGCUCAGCUCUGUGUUCCAAACCAUUGUCAAGCAACCCUACAAACAAGCUCCUGAAAGAUCAGUUUAGACUUUCUUUAAUUUAAAAAGCAACAAAAACAUAAUUUUGUCUUUCUCUAGCAAAGGAAACUAGUGUACCACUGAAAUAAGCAUGUAUUUUUAUUUUUCCAUGGAGGGACAUUUGAUAAUGCAGAGGCACAGUUUCCCAUUUCAUGAGAUUUCAUUUAAGAAGUUCCUUUUGACAAUGAAGCAAUGUGGUAAAAAGCAAAGAAAAUUAAAUUUGUUUUCUUCCAGGAAUUUGAAGUGUGUACUUUUUAUUUUUAUGUUAACUUCUGCAAAAGUGACAUGUUCAGUUUGAACUAUAACAAAACAAGUGAAUCCAAGGCCGAUGUGAGACGUUUAGCAGAGAGGUGGAAUUAGCCUUUUUCAUGUAGAGGGAACUUGGUGCAUCAGUGCAGUUGGCUUCCUCUGGAGCUCCAUUUAUUUCUCUUUCUUUAGAAAUCAGUUCUGCAGGUUUGUCCUGACUACAACUCUCACUGGAGUUCAGUGCUUACUGGCGCUGUGUAAAAUUCUAAUGCAGUUAACGUAUCUUCACCUUAAUGUAUUUUGAUUAUUAUAACAUUAAAUUAGAGAAUUUUCUGUCUGAUAUCUGCCUUGAUAAGAUGUUAGGCUCUUCUGAUAGAGGAAGAAGGGGACAGGUCAUGAUUAAGGCACUACUUGACUUGUGGGAUGAUUGUCAUAUAAUUGUGGUUGAGUUGCAGACAAGACAUGGGAAAUUGCGGAAAGGUAAUAAUGGACCUAUAUUACUUGCAGUAAUUUGGAAAAUCUGCUCCCUCUAUUAUCCGUGCAUGGGAUUGACAGUGGAAGCUCUCACUGUCAGCCACCUGGCUAGUGGGUGGGGUUCCCACUGUCAGCAGUAGAUGGGACUGAGGGAUGGGGCUCCCACUGUCAGUCACUCUUUUGACGGCCGGGGCUCCUGCUGUUAGCCAUGCGUUGGGCUGAGGGCCAGGGCUCCCACUGUCAGCACCCAUCUGAUGGCCGGGUUCCACUCUUAGCCCCACACAUGGCUAGGCUCCUGCUGUCAGCUGCCAUAUUGACAGAAUUGCGGUGGAAGCCUAAUAUUGCAGAAUCCACAAUUCCUGCAAUAUUGCAAGUUAAGUAGGGCCUUAGUCAUGAUGUUGGUGAUUCAGUACUGUAGGUAUAUGAAACUGAUUUUUCAGGGUUUCUUCAACUGACAAAAUAUGAAGUUUUACUAUCUACAGAUCAUUUAACAACAUUAUGCAUAGCCAGAGUCAAUGAAGAGACUAGGAGGUAAAGUUACUAGAGUUUAUUAUUGCAUUGUUAGAUAGAGCUACUAGUUCUGUUUGACCAAAAUGUAUGGUAUGCCCACCCAAGAAUAUAGAAUGUGGAAUAAGAGACUAGACUAACUCAGUUAUUGAACUUUUCUGGCAAAUGGGAAUUUUAUAAUUAUUUUCCUUUUAGGAAAUAUUUGUUGUCUUUAUAUAAGUUUUGCAAGGUGCUCAGAUACCAUUGGGGUGAGUUUGGAAUACAUUUUUAUAAGAUAUAGUAGUGAUUGUGGUAGCCUUUGGGAAACAUUAAAGCCAAUAAAAACAACAAUCUUGUGCACGCAUGAAGUCAAAUUAGCUGCCAUGGUGCAAAAACAUAUUUUAGAAAUAUUAAUUUACAGGUUCCAGAGUCUAGGACCUGAUUACCCACUGCCUCCCAAUUGUGUAUCCGUUAAUGAUUUAUUUAAGCUACAGACUUGAUCUUGUAGGUUAAUUGAUUGCCUGCUCAUUUGAGUUAACUAAUAGAAUUGUAAAUGCAGUGGUGGUGUAGCCAUGGUAGUCCUGGGAUAUUAGAGACAAGAUGAGUGAGGUAAUAUCUUUUACUGGAGCAACUUCUGUUGGUGAAAGAGACAAGCUUUUGAGCUACACAGAGCUCUGCCUGAAGAAGAGUGCUGUGAAGCUUGAAAGCUUGUGUCUUUCACCAACAGAAGUUGGUCCAAUAAAAAAUAUUACCUCACUCACCUUGUCUAGGCAAGCUAGACGAGCAUUAAAAUUUUGUUAGUGAACUUGGGCUAAUAGGUAAAUUGAUGAAUGUGAGUUACAACAGGAUCAGGUACUCUGGUCUAGACAAGGCCUUGCACCUGUGCAAGUGGGUAUAAAAUGCUACUAUUGUGAUUUGAUAGCAUAUUGCACCCUUUUUAUGAUCACUUAAAACUGACGUACACAAGGUGUGAAACAAUGAACAUUCAGUCCCGGGGUGUUCAUGUUGUGCCCAGUUGAGCGAUGUUUGUAAUUUGGCUGUAAGUAACACGCAUAAAAUAGAGCAAAUUGCAUAUAUCCAUCUUCAAGACAAUAGUGCAGUCCACAGAGACUAUUGGUCCCACUUGGCUCCCUUGUAUGCUGUGACCUGUUGUCUCCCUGGAGUGAAUAUCCAUGUUAAAAAUUAGGGUGUUUGUGGAAGUGUGCAGGCUGUACUUUAGCCAGCUCUCCUACACAUGAUUUUUGUGAGUGCCAUUUGGAAGUCCACAAGCACUCAUUAGAAAGCUUUGACUAAUAUGAGUAGGAAUUGUUCCCACAUCUUACAGCAAAAUUGCGUCCUUUGUUUUAGAUUUAAAAUCCUUCAGUAGCAGUUUAAACUUUUGAAAUGGCCAUGUAGCUUAUCUUAGACAAAGGGAAUCCAAGAUGACAACUGUAAUACAUGGGAUUCUCAUGGGGGGAACUGAAAAUUCCUGCCAUUUUCCCAUAGGAUGGCUACAAUUUACAACUGAUGGAAGUUCAGUUACACAUCAUUUAUGUUCAGUUUCUCAUGCGUUUUAUUACUGUAACAUAUCUGAAUGGUAGCAGUAACUGAAUAACAAACCUUAUUCAGAGUAAUAAUACCCUGCUGGCAUUAGUCAUCAUUAGCGAAAUCAGAGAAUUAUCUCUUCCCCCACCUCCUCACUCCCAGUGUAAUAGAAUGAUAAUUAUAACUUUUUUCAGAGCAUUGAGCUGUAUCUCUUACACAAGUGUACUGGGAACUGCAGUUCAGACUGCAUCAGGUAAACCACUAAAAUCCUCAUAUAGGGAGUAAACAGGAGCCCCCCACUGUUACUACAGCCCUGAGCUGUAGUAGAGGCAAUGGAAGUGCUGUGGGACUGUGUUGUUGGUACAAUAUAUAAACUAACAAUGUAUCCCCAGAACUUUCACUAGAACUAUUUCCUUAUUGAUCAGCUCAGCCUAUCCAUUAUUUAUGUGCAACCCCAAUGAAUCAAACCCCAGUUAACAGAAGGUAAGCUUGUUUCCCAGGAUUUUCAGUGCUGUCCAGUGAGUCAUGAAAGCUUGCAGAAACAUCAGCAACACUUUAUGGUAGGUUUCUGUGAGGGUUCUGGGGCAUAUACAGAACUGACUUAAACAGCAUUUUGUUUGAUAGGAUAUUUAUCUGAAGGUGUCAAAUGUCUUCUGAACCUUUGGAUAAGUGGGGUUGUACUGUACUUAUUCAGGCUAGUGCCUACACCUUGAGGCCAUGUGCUAUGUAAUCUGACUCAAGAACAAUUAUUGCAGCUUCUCCCUAAACGAACACUAGUAAACUUACACCCCUAUAAGGAAAUACAGUAGUUUUUUUUCUUGGUAACAAUUUGAGACUAUGCAAAUACCUGUAGUCUCUGUGUGUUGCAGGUGAUUUAUGAUAAAUACCUAGCAUGUACAUACCUUUAGGUGUAUAGAUAGAUGAUAUAAAGAGUUCCCCUUCAAUUAAUGUUCUCCUUUUAUGAAAAUAUUUAGAUAUUGUACUUCCCUUGAAGUACAGUCAGCCACUAGAACUGUUAUCUGGCCCCUUCUACAUAUGUUUAUUGCUUUUUGUUUAAUUCAGCUGCUAAAUUCUUCACAGGAAUUUUUUAUAGGAAUUUGACACGUAGAAACUACACUUUCAAAGGAAUCACAAAUGGCUUCAUUAGUCAGGGGGCUCCUUCUGCUUUCUACCUUUCGGGACUAUGUGGUACAAGAGGAAAAUAUAGAUGUGACCUGGAAAAAAUAGGAUUAUUAUUAAAAGUGGGCGGAGAUGCAGCUUGGGUGCAAAGGGAGCUUCCAGUAACAAAGUAAAGCUAGAUGCUGGUAGGAGGACUGAGAAAUCCAAAACUUCAUAAUCUGAUACAGAGAGUUGAUAAGAUUCUGCUUUGACAUUUGUAUUUGUUCACUUAUAUUCAUUUUAUAACAAAGACUUUAUUAACGUUUCCUAAUUUGGGACUGUUGUACAGAUAAAAUGCAAUUUACAGGCAUUAGGAGGUAAAUAUUUUAAAUAUUGUGAAGAGAUGAUAUAUAACAAGAGUAUGGGGCUUAACCUAAUUAAGAGUCAAAGUAUACCAAUCUUAUAUUAGAAAGUGCUCUCAUAAUAAGCCAUCUGAUGAUGAGAUUGUAGUGUAGUUGCAGACAUGCACAUAUAUACUUUCUAUAGCUUAGAAAGUGUAUGUAGAUGUUUCAUAAGUCCAUGUCACCAGAAUCCUGAAAUUCAUUUCAAAGUCUGGUUUUUACAUAGACCCUCAUUCAUAUUCUUUUCUUUUAAUUUAAAGAACCUUAUAAUCUAGAUUUUGUUAUGGAAAGGACUGUAACAAAAGUGAACAUAAAGCCAGGAAGAAUAGACUGUAAGGAACAAUGCAGAAAUAGUUUCUAGGGAAAGGGUUCAAUGGGGAUGCCGCAGGCCUGCCAGCUCCUCUUUUUUUCUCUACUCACUCCUCCUGUUCUUUUUCUCCUUUCUUCAUCUAACCUAUAUUUUUCUGAAUGAUGAACUAAAGGGACUCUCUGCCUUUCACCUCUCUGUCCCAUACCAGAGUAAAGUAUACAAAUCUCAAUUCAUUAGAAUCCAAACUUUCAUUGUAAGUAAUAGAAAGCGGAGAAUUAUUAAUGUUCAAAGUUUUAGCCUAUCUGUCCAGGCACCAGGGAAGCACCAGCUUUACAGUCUACUUGCAUUGUGGCUCUGAUCCUGCACCACUGAAGUCAAUGAGGGGAUUGCCGUUGACUUCAAGGGGUGCAGGAUCAGGUUUUGUGUGGGAUUGUGUAGUUUACGUCAUGUACCAGCCCCAUCCUUUCUCCACUCUUGGAAUGCACCAGUGCAAUACACUGAUACAUUUAUUGUAUUGUGAGUAUAUUUUCAGUAAGCUGCAUUGGCAAAAGAAAAUAUCCAUUGAGCAUGUCUUGCGAGAGCAACAAAUACAAAGAAGAUAACAUAAUUGUCUUUAGAUUCAGACAUCCCAUUGACAACCCAGUCUGUUCCUGAGCAAUACAGUUUACCUAUACAUUUAGGGCCCAAUUUCUACUAACUUACUCUGAGAUUCUUGAGACACGAGGUUCUUGUAAUAUUUUGAGUUCCUCUCUCCUAUAUUGACUUCAUUAUUAUAAUUUUAAAUAGUUGGGUUUUCUUUCUGGGGUAAAUUUUAAUGCCCUUGUUUCAAAGCUCACGAAAGAAAUGUUAGGGCCAGGUUUAAUGCAUGUGGGGCCUGUUAUGAAUAUCUCCACUCAUCUGUCAAUGGUCCUCAUUCCUGAUGUGCAGCAGACUCUCUGGUCCCAUUCCUCCCUGGCAGAGACUGCCAGUUGUGCUAUAUAAUGGUGGUUUUGCGCAUUAACCAUCCUUUGCCAUCUUUCCCCCUUUACCAGCUUUCUUAAGAAUAGGCUUCCAUAGCUUGGUGCUAAACUACCUCACACCCUGUUGUGAACAGAGAUGCGCUGAAGCUAAACUACUUGCUCGGUGAUGGAGCUGUUGAGUGCUCUUAAAAUGCCCAUAUAGAUGUAACUAUACCAGCCUAACAUACAGUGAUUUCAUUUUUGGGAAUACUGCACCAGGGAAGCACCCGCUUUCAUAGUCUACUUGCAUUGUGGCUCUGAUCCUGCACCACUGAAGUCAAUGAGGGGAUUGCCGUUGACUGGAUGAGCUCAGAGCCACAGCCAUUCAGUACUUGUCCCUCAUUCCAAGUGGAACCUUUAAGGGCAUCGCUUCUGACAAUGGAACAUGCAAAGCAAAACACUUGCCAUAUCAAAUCUCCUCUCUCUGUUUGGAGGAACAUGAAAUUUUCUGCAAUGGGCUAUUGUAGCCCGUCUUUAACUGUAAAAUCUUUAUAAAAAUUGCUGCAUCAGCCCUUGAUGCCUGGCUGUGAGAAGGAGCUGUGCAAUUGUGGUGAUCCGUGCCGAUCAUGUAAGAAUAAUUCCAUCCACAGCAUGCUUUGAUGACCUUGGUGACACAUUUUAUACUGCAGUUUAUGUGCAUUGCUAACCAUUUUGACUAAUUAGAUUUGAGGUAGAGCCCCAAUCCCAGAUUGUACUGCAGUUAUGCAAUCAAUAACUUUGGGAAUUGUCUGGUCUUGUAAUUAGUGCAUCGAUCAAGGCAGCAAACUUCUUUAAUACUGAUUUACUUGCUACUUUGGGAACUCUUCACCAGCGGAUAUAUACAUUACCAAACAAACAUUCUGUAAUGUGGAAUUUUCUGUGAACAUUUACAUCCUUGUACUUUGUCUCCCAGAAAGUGUGUGUAUUAGUAAAGAAGGAUUUUAGAAUUGUAAAACUGGUAUAAGACAAUCCAAGCAUGCUCCAGAAUGUCUUGUAUUGAAAGAGGAUGAAAAAGCUGACUACCUGAGGAUUUUGGAGAGCUAGCUCUGGAUUUCUUUUCUUUUUUUUUUUUCUUUUUUUUUUUUAAGAGUUUCAAAGAGGAGCAAAACUCCUCAGAGUGAAUGCCAGACCAGACAAUGCGCAAAGUAAAUGUAAAGUUGAAACUGUUAUGCUUUGUAUUUAUUUCUUAGUUUGUUUCCUUUCAAAUAUAUAUGUUAAACAAA
This is a messenger RNA of Gopherus flavomarginatus (Mexican gopher tortoise), 12655 nucleotides long. It is a transcript of the gene BTBD9, whose product is annotated as BTB domain containing 9. Bases 247 to 2082 code for a protein of 611 amino acids. Gene Ontology annotation, molecular function: protein binding. The record is from RefSeq and is a predicted model, not a curated record. Gene Ontology annotation, biological process: circadian behavior; modulation of chemical synaptic transmission; adult locomotory behavior. Lineage: Eukaryota; Metazoa; Chordata; Testudines; Testudinidae. The transcript has 12 exons.